This is a messenger RNA of Condylostylus longicornis, 5202 nucleotides long. RefSeq lists its product as uncharacterized. The record is from RefSeq and is a predicted model, not a curated record. Gene Ontology annotation, cellular component: nucleus. The coding region runs from base 389 to 5119 and encodes 1576 amino acids. The transcript has 8 exons. Lineage: Eukaryota; Metazoa; Arthropoda; Insecta; Diptera; Dolichopodidae.
UGUUCCAUAGAGCGCGUAGUAAAUUUAGUAUCCAAAUAUUUUAUUAAUAUAAUUGUUAAAAAAAGAAGUUUUAUUAAGAUUUAUGUGAAUUUAUUUUCUGAAAACAAUACUUUCUUAAAAUAUAGAAAUAACUUUAAGAAAUAUUUUGCAAUUUUGGCGUAAAUUGUGUAAAAAAAUGUGAGGAAACAAAAUGUUUUAACCACACUGAAUUCUUGUAUAGUGUAAAAAAAAUAUUUAAAAUCAUAGAAAAAAAGGGAAGAAGUAAAGAUAAAAAAGCGCCAGUGAGUGAAUAAUCUUUUAGGGAGUUUAUUUGAUUAGUUGAGUAAAGUAAAGUUAGGUUUUUGGAAAGGUGAACUGAAAGUGACGUGAACGGGGUCAGUCCAUAAUAAUGGCGUCUCCAAAACAUAAUAGUAUUUCUUCAAAUUGUGCAAAAAAUUUAGAUCCUGAUAAUAAAAAGAACUUAUUACAAAAUGAAAAUAAUAUAAAACUAAUUAAGAGUGGUGAAAAUCACGGAAUUAAUGGAAACAAUAAUACGUUAAAUGUAAAAGAAAAAAGCAAAUAUUUGACAGUCGAAUCCAAAGGGGGUGAAGGUGAUUCUAUUGAAAAGAAUAAAUUAAAAUGCAAUUUUGUUGCCGGAAUGAAAAUUGAGUCUAGUAAAAAUAUAAAAAAUGAUUCAAAUAUUGAUGUAAAAUCGAAAUCGCAAAACAAUUUACCUAAUGAUAUAACAGCAUCAGCAACAACAAAUGGUUUUCGUGAUAUAAAAGUAAAUGGUGAAUGCAAUAACAAAGUGAUUAAAGAGGCUGAAGUUAGUAGUGUAAAAAUUAAUAAUAGCUCAACAAUUUGCAGUGUAAAACAACAAGAAAGCAACAAACUAAAAGAACAAAGCAAAAGUUCUGCUUCAGCGAAUUCUCUGGUGGUAAAUAAAAAUCAUCAUAAAGGUAAUAAUGAAUCCAAAAUGGAGGGUUCUAAAGCAAUAUUAUCCUCUUCAAAAGACAAAGAUUUGCUUAAAAUAAAAGAAAAAGAUUCCUUGAAACAUAGUAGUAAUAACAAUACACCAAUUAAGAAAGACAGCAAAGAUAGCUCUGUAAAAGAUGAAAGUGGGAGAAAUCAUAAGAAGAAAAAAAAAGAAAAAGAUCGCGAUAGAGAUAGAGAUAAAGAUCGGGACAAAACAAAAGAUAAAGAAAAAUCUAAAGAAAAACAUAGAGAACGAAAAGAACGAGAUAAAGACAAAAGUGAAAAAAGUAAAGAAAAGGAAAAAGUUAAGGAUCGUUUAGAAACUUCUGAAAAACAUCGGCCGGAAAAAUUGACAAAAGCUCGACCCGAAAUUGACAGAAGUUCUAGGGAAGAUAAAGAGGAGAAAAGGUCUGACAAAAGUAGUUUAGAAAAAGAUAAAUUAAGCAAGGAAAAGACUGAAAAAUAUCAGUGUGAAAAAGAUCGUAGUCAAAAGGAUGUAGAUGAAAAAGCAUAUUCUAAAAAGGAACAAACUCAAUUAGACAAGGAACCACGAAAUGAAAAAAAUGAAAAUCAAUUCACAUCAGUUAACAAAGUCGUUACGAAAGACCAAGAAAGUUCAGCUAAAGUCUUGUCAACCUCAACAAUAGCCUUAACAAGUGCAUAUUCAGUCGCAAAGAAUAUUUCAAAUAUCACAACUCAACCAAUAUCGUUAUUUAUUCCAAAAGAAAAAUAUUCAACAAUAUCAGAGACCGACACAUCUAAUAACAAUGGUUAUACAUUAAAUUCUGUGCCUUCAAAUAAAUCCUCAUCCGUAGUUAGUAGUUCACAAUUACCCGACAAUUUAUGUAAAACAGAAUCAAAAGAACCAAUAUCAACUAUUUCGAAAACUGAAACAAAAGAAAUAAAAAAUAAUAACUCAAUAAAAAGCGAACCAAAGGAUUAUAAAAGUGAUAUCGAUAUGCAAAUAUCUCCAAAUAUUUCCAAGGCUGACGGAGAACACAACACAUCUUUAAAUGUAUCUUUUCAAGCGCCGGAAAUUUCAACUACCAAGCUUGAAAUAAAAAAAGAAAUAAAAAUUGAGCCUCCAGUACUCCCUUUACCAACAGUUAGGUUGGAAAUUAAAGAACCACCAAGUACAAUCAUAGUGAAAAACGAAUACAACGCUUCUCCAGCGAAAAUAAUUAAACUUGAGAAAACUCGUGAAGAUGUAACACGCAUUCUCAAUUUUAAUACCAACACAAAAGAGUCUUCUCAUAAUGAAUCUUCAGACCCAAAUCUGUUGCAAAAUGAAACCGAAAACGCAGUGCCUAAAUGUGAUCUAAAACUUUUAAAUUCCUCGCCAGUUUCUUCGAAUCCUUCAGGCGGAAAUAAUAAUAGCAAUAACGGCUGCAAUAGCAAGGAAAAAUCUAUUACCUCAAACAGUACAUUAAGCCACCCUAAAACAUCUGGUCAAUUCAAUGGUAACAUAUCAAACCAAAAAGAUCCUCCAAGUGUUAGUAGCAAAUCUACAAAUCAAUCAAACGUAUUAAAAACAAAUGAAGCUAAAUCUGAAAAUAAUGCAAAUUCAAGUAGUAAUACUAGCAACAGCAGUAGCAAAGAUAAAGAUAAAGUUAAGAGGUCUGAAUCAUCUUCUUCAGGCCAUCAUCAUCAUCACCAUCAUUAUCAUUCUUCCCAUCACAGUAGUUCAUCAUCAUCAUCAUCGAAGAAACCAAGUAGUUCUAGUAAUAAUUCUGCAAGUGGUUCCAGUAGCUCUCAUCAUCACAAAUCACAUUCUUCUUCGUCCUCUUCACGACGGUCAAGUGGUAGUAGAGAUUGUUCAUCUUGCUACAAACGGUCAAAGGUACGUCGCGCAAGUAUUGGUAUCCAAUGUCAGGGUUCAAAGUUAGAUUUUCAAGAAGAAAAAGUACCUGUGAGUCAUCGCGGAAUUAAUUGUGUACAAAAUGGCUUAACGGAUUUGAAAUAUGGUCGUUAUUUUCACAUUGAGCGACAUCCGAAUGGAGGUGCUUCAAUAGUUCGACUUUAUCAAGACGAAAUUAAUCAUUUCAAUGAAGAGCAAAUGAACGAGCUUGUAGAAGAAUUUUUUGAGGUUACUUUUGCUGAAGAUGAAAAUGGCUUUGCUCACCAUGUGAUGGGUAUUGUACAUGAUGCUGCGUCGUAUUUGCCAGAUCUCCUAGAACAUAUGGCAGAUAAUUACUCAAAUUUAACUGUUAAAGCAGCUGUAUUAGGAAGAAAUUCUGACAUUGAAACUUGUACUAUGGCUCAAUAUAACGACCAAGUGGUAAAAAAUUAUUCUCAUGGAACUUUUAGAUAUGGACCUCUUCAUCAAAUAAGUCUUGUUGGUAAAGUUCACGAAGAAGUUGGAGGUUAUUUCCCAGAUUUACUAGCGAGAUUGGAAAAAAAUCCUUUUUUAAAAAAAACAAUGCCAUGGGGAGAAAAAUCAAUUCUUCAAACAGAUCCUAGAAAUUCAAAUGACGGUCCAAUUUUGUGGAUAAGAGCUGGAGAGCAGCUAGUUCCAACAGCUGAACUUAAUAGCAAAACUCCACUUAAACGACAAAGGACACGUAUAAAUGAGCUACGCAACCUGCAAUAUCUUCCACGUUUAUCAGAAGCCAGAGAAACAAUGAUAGAGGACAGAACAAAAGCACAUGCGGAUCACGUUGGGCACGGUCAUGAAAGGAUGACUACUGCUGCAGUUGGAGUUUUGAAGGCGGUUCAUUGUUUGCAUCCUUAUACUCAAAAUCGUGUCACUAAGGAUGUUGUUGCGUUUUGUGCCCAAGAUUUUAACUAUUUGGUAGAAAUGCUACAACUCGAUUUACAUGAGCCACCGAUAUCACAAUGCGUGCAGUGGAUAGAAGAUGCGAAGUUAAAUCAAUUACGUCGCGAGGGUAUAAGAUAUGCAAGAAUACAAUUAUAUGACAAUGACAUUUAUUUUCUACCACGAAAUAUAAUUCAUCAGUUUAGAACAGUAACUGCAGUAACAAGUGUUGCUUGGCAUAUCCGUUUGCGACAAUAUUAUCCAGGUCAAGAAGUUAUCAAUGAAAAAAAUAAUCCAAUAGUUGCCGAAACACCAAAUUACAAAGAAAAGCAAACAAUUUUACCGCAUUCUGUUACGGCUUCUGAAGAUAAAAAAAGCACACCUACAAAAAGAACUCAUGAUGGAAAGCCUAAAAAAGACAAAAAAAUAAUAUCGGAUACAAGACGCUCUAGUGAAAGUGGUAAUGAAGAAAUAUCCAAAGAUGAGUACAAGAAAAUUAUGAAAGAGGAGGCUAAAAUAGAUAUGAGGAAACUGGUCUUAGAUCCAAAAAUAACAAAAUCUGCAACUAAAAUUAAAUGUUCAUCACCACAAAAAGAAUAUUCCGAUACACCUAAAAAAUCUUCAUCAAACAGAAAUAGUAGCCCAAAUCGUAAAUUGAAGAAUUCAAAUGACAGCAAAACUGUUGUCAUUAUGACUAGUGGAUCAAUCACUGAAGAAGUAGCGAAAAGUCAUAAAGUGCAUAAUAUUUCUUUAAACUCAAUUCAAAAUAAUAAUGAUCACAAAAUUUCAGUUUCAUUGAAUACCGCAAACACACAAAAUGAAACAUCAAUUUCAGGAAGUAUAGUAGAUUCUGAAAAAUCUGAUCAGAAUUAUUCUAAAGUACAAAAUUCAAACGAAAUUAUGCAUAAUACUUUAAUGUCUUUUAGUCAAAAUUCUAAGAACUCUGCACAACAACCGCCUAUAUUUAAUUUAAACACUCCAAAAAAUGUAACAAUAAGUGAACCUAUGUUAUUAUCUCAAAUAAGUACUCAAAAUGAUAGUACAACGGGAAAAGAAAAUGUUCAAUCAUCUACUAUGAUUAUUAUAAAUCCAUGCUCUUAUGAAUCGCAAUCACAAACUUGUAAUGUGGAACCAAUGAGUAUAGAUAAUGAAAGCUCACCUCGCUCAAACACAUUAAUUAAUACCGUUCUUAAUAGUAAUAUAAUAGAAUUUAAUAGUUCACCUCAACCGUCUGUUAUUGUCGAAGAAAUUGUUGUUGCAACUGAAGAUGAAGGUAAAUUAAUUACAUCGACAUCAGAGCGCCAAGAUGUUAAUAACAGUAUACAACAAAAUGAUAUAGUAAGUUCCAUAAUAGCUGGUAUGGAAACAACACCAGAUAAAGCAAAUAAAAAUGAUUCAACAUCAUAUUAAAUAACAAAAUUCAAAUGCAAUGUAUGUAUUAAUGAUGUAAGUAUAAAAUAUUUUGUUCAUAUAUAUAUAUAUAUUUAUAUUUA